Molecule: messenger RNA, 1628 nt
Organism: Parasteatoda tepidariorum (common house spider)
Lineage: Eukaryota; Metazoa; Arthropoda; Arachnida; Araneae; Theridiidae
Biological process (GO): neuron differentiation; regulation of transcription by RNA polymerase II
Cellular component (GO): nucleus
Molecular function (GO): zinc ion binding; RNA polymerase II transcription regulatory region sequence-specific DNA binding; DNA-binding transcription factor activity, RNA polymerase II-specific
Source: RefSeq, a predicted model, not a curated record
GUUUACUUAAAAUUUAAUUUGUGCGAAUUGAAAAGUUGAUGUUCAGAUAAAAGAAAUAGGUAGUUGAUAGCGUUGUGAAUAAGUCAGCGAAGAUUAAUGUAUCAGUUUGAACUUCAUCUUUCAAAUGGCAUUAUCUAGUUAUUGGGUUUCUCGGCGCCGAAAAGAUUUAGCCGAACAAGCUAUAGUUUCCAAAAGAGAGAAGGAAGCCGUUCAUGCCAAAAAAUGUCAAGAGGUUGCAAGUUUUCAUCAGGACCUGGCUAGAAAAUGCACUAAAUACAAAUAUUUAGAAGAAGCUAAAGUUUUGACAACACCAAGAAUGCGGGAAGAAUCAUAUGUCUUGGAAAACCAGAGAGUUGCUGCCAAAGAGAAAAUAGAUUCUAGGAGACAAAAAUUGGCUCAACUCUUAGAUGUUGAACAUAAACAGUUUAUGAAAGAGCUGAAGGAAUUGAAAGAAAUGAAUCGAGAAAAGGAUCCAUGGAAUAUCACUCAAUUAAAGAUUCAAAUGGAAGAUCUUCAAAGACAAAGAAGAGAAACUGAGCAAAAUAUGCAGAAAAGAUAUUUAUGUCAUAUGCUUCCAUCAAGUGCAAGAAGUCAUUCAUCAGAAAAAGAAAAUGAGACUCUUGAAAGAGAAACUGUAGUUGCUUGGGAAGAUUGUAAGCAGGAACUUGAAAGACUGAAUUUAGAGAAACAACAAAGAGAGCAAGAAAAAUUAAGACAAUUGCAGACUGAGAAGGCUGAAGCUGCCCAUGAAGCAGAUAAAAUUGAAUCUCUACAUUUAACGGAACAAGCAAAAUGGUCCAACACUAUUGAAUCCAAGAUAUCUGAAUUAAAUACUGCUGAUAGUGAGAGUAAGAAACUAGAAAUGGAGAAGGGCAUUUUAUUGGAGCAUUUGGAAACUUUAUUCUCAUUGAAGCGUAGGAGGGAUGCUGUGAGAGACAUACAGAGGAAAGCUUGCCAAAAAAUACAGACUCUCUAUCAGCCCAAUGAAAAAAUGAGGAAAAUGUUGACUGAAGUAAAACACGGCUUGGAAUUUGACUAUAAAAUGCUUUCUGCAAUGAGUGAUCUAAAUAUCGAUUUAGAUGAAGUGAUGGCAGCAAAAGAAAAAAUUUCAAUGCAGAUUGCUCUUGAAAGAGAAAGGGAGCUGGAAAUCCUCCAAUUAUACCAAGAAGAAACUUCUCGAAUAUGGGAAGAAAAAAAGGAGCAGUGGAUGUUAGAAUUGAUUGCCUGGGAUGAAAUAAUGAAUAAACUUAUUAAAUCUCUGGUGAGUCAAAUGAAAGAAAAAAUUGACUUAAUUGAAAGUGAGGAGAAGAGGCUGAUCAACCUAAAAGAAAACCUCUUAGAAGAGAUAGACAAAAUAAAUCUGCAAACCAAAGAUAGCUGCAUGACUCUAGAAAGUAAACACCGAUAUUACGUCGACCAAGUGGAUAAAUUAAAUGAAGAAUUUCAAUCAAAAAGUAACAAAAGGCCAGUUGAUACCUAGAAUUCUGGGGCAAGCAUCAUACUGACAUUGGAUCAUAUUGAAGCAAACUGUUUAUUUUCUUACAUUAUUAUUAUUACAUCUGGUCAAAAUUCUUUUUCUGUUUAUUUCAUUGUACUUUUCAUUAAAUAUUUAUUCAAAUUAUUGCUCA